This is a messenger RNA of Microthlaspi erraticum, 1218 nucleotides long. The record is from the annotation of a GenBank genome assembly. NCBI's taxonomy places the organism in Eukaryota, Viridiplantae, Streptophyta, Magnoliopsida, Brassicales, Brassicaceae.
AUGGUGUUUUGGGUUAAAGUCACGGGAGUGCCGGUCCACUUUUGGAAUGACGAAACCUUCAUGGAGAUCGGGAAGGCUUUGGGAGCUGUCCAGGCCAUUGAAGCUCAUCGAGCGAAGUUUCAAGUAUCUAUAAAUGCUGACGCUCCCCUCCAAUUUGAAAGGAAAGUUGGUUACCCAAAUGGCGAUACAGGCAUGGUCUCACUUGAGUAUGUUGGACUCCACCGCUACUGCUUUACAUGUAAAUUAUUAUCACAUGAAGAAGGCACUUGCCCCCAGCUCACCGAAAAACAAAAAGAUUUGAACCGGGCACGCCGUCUCGAAGAAAACUUAGCUGCUACGGAACCUCGUUCCAUGCGUCCUCCCGUAAUGGAGAGAAUUUUAGUUCCCGAAAAAUCGGAGAAUCGCUAUAGAAUGGGUGAGUAUAAACGUCCCCAAGGAAACCGCAGCGAUUACCAUAGCCGGGACAGCAGACCAAGAGGGACUUUUGAGAGGGGCAUAUCUCCUAAUAGAAACGACUUCUCCUAUCGUGAUAGAGAUCUACGCUACCAUCUCAAGGAUUCACGUGACUCACGAGGGAAAGAGGUUUGGAAAAGACUAGAACGACCCGGCCGGAGUGGUACAGCUACCAGUAAAGGAAGAUUCCUUCCCUACCAACGUCCUCGGGCUGAGUAUCGGGAUCACGGAAGAACGAGGUAUGAGCCGCGACCCGAAUGGCGCCCGAGAUAUUCUCGAGAUUCAGAGGUAGAUAAUCACUUUGAUACCCCCACGUCCAGAGCUCCACCUAUGAACAGAGGCAGACAUGGCACGAUCUCCGAUUCACAACACACCGUGACGGAGAGACAUGAUUCUCCCCAUGAAUAUACUGGCACAGGAAAGGGUCUGCUGAUCGUACAAUCCAAAAAAUCAGAGGAAGAGAGAAUCCGUAACCUCAAGGGGAAGGCUCAUGUGACGGAGGAGUCUGCUUUCCAGGAAAAGCAGAGGAAAGAAGCGAUGCUAGGACGCAAGCUGGGAACCUUAACUAUAAGAGAUAAUGCCCAUCCUGACAAGAAAAUGCUGGGCCAAGGUAACCCAGGCAGGGAUGAGAGGAACGUGGAUGUGGUUUUUUAUAAGGAUCUUCCCUUGGAGGAGACUCUGGCUGAGAACGAGAAUGAGGAUGAGGCUUUUACGGAGGAGGAAAUGGACGCGAUGCUGGAGGAUAAUGUACAGCUCUACUUAUGA